UCAAGAGGCGGCGUCCCGGCGUCCCCUCGCCCGUUUCCCGCCGCGCACGCGCGCGGGGGGUGGAGGUUGGAUUUUACCGCGGAUCCGGACGGGCUGGGAGAUGCCGGGGAUUCCAGAGCCGGAGGGGGACAGCGAGCCAGACGUGUUUCAGAUCGUGCUGCCAAUCACUGUCUUGGUGCUCAGCGAUGAGGAUUUUCUCCAGGGUGACGCUGAGGAGCAGGACGUGUCCGUUCCCGAGGUGGAGCAGGAUUUUAACUUAAACAACAGCGUUUGCCUGAAAGAUGUUGUGGCACCUUCAAACGACUGUAGCAGUGUAGGCAGCUGGGAUGAAAACAAGACUAUUUCAAAUGAAGAUAGUUGUAUUAAAUACUCUGAAGAGAAGUGGCUCGUUGAGGGUGUGUGCAACGCAAAAAAAUCAUCUUUAAGUGAUGGGUGUGAUGCAGACCUGGAGCAAUGUGGCCAAAAUUGCACGUUACCUACAUCGCCUUACAAAACAGAGAUAAACAAAACCAGUGGUGGAAAAGAAUGUGAUGGUGGCUUUCAGAAGAUUCCUCCUCUCCUCUCUGCUGGCAGAGAGGUCAGAGAUGAUACCAGCCCAUGGAUGUUGCCAGCAGUGCCCAAAAAAGAAGAAGAACCUGGCAGUGUUGCAGGUGUUCUUUGUGAUGGCAGUCCAGAGGGACAACCAGAAAUCCACAAGGAGAUGGAGGCAGUUGCUGAAAUAGAAGUGACCAAAGGGGUGGCCUUUCAUCAGGGAAAAGGUUCUGAAAAUAAAAAAGUUGAAAAAGAGAGAGAAUGUGAGAAUGGAGCCCUAGCAAACCAGCAAGAAGGUUUAGUGUGGCAAAGUAAUACUUUGACCCUCUCACACCUUUCUGAAACAUCUCGUUCUACAAAUAAGCAUGAAAGAUUGAAUUCCAAGUGCAGGUUUUGCAGCUCUAUGUAUAAAUGCAGUGCACACCUAAAGAAACACAUUUAUUCAGCUCACAAAGAUGAGAAAAUACAUAAAUGCUGCUUUUGUAAAAGAACCUUUUUCUUCUUUUUCAACCUUAAGAAUCACCUUAAAUUGCAUAAAAAAAUUACCAGGUUGCAAAAGGCAAGAAAAAACAGAACAAAUGCAAGAAAAGGGAGGCAGAGAACAUCUGAGACCAAGAAAAGAGAACGUAAAUAUGAGAAUUUUUUUGUUAAAAUUGAAAGGGACUUUACACCUCUGUGUGUGCCAGUUAGUUUUUCCUGCAGAAUGUGUUUCUUUGCUUCAUCAAAUCCAAGGAGUUUUAUUCAUCACAUGAAGGGCCAUAAAGAGAGACCACCAUACCAGUGCCCUCAGUGUGACUACUCCUGCACUACCUUUUCCUGCCUGUUAACUCACAUGUACUGGCAUGCUGGGUAUAAGCUGUACCAGUGCAGAUUCUGCAGCUUCUUUUCACUGUAUUUUGCAAGCAUGGUGAGGCACAGCUCCAUCCACACAGGGGCUAAACCAUGUUCCUGGGAGUUCUUCCAGUCAGCUUUCAGCAGCAGCUUGGAGUUAAAGAGACACAGGAGGCUCCACACAGGGACAGAAACGUGCCAAGGGCAGGAACUUGACUGGGUAAGUGGAAGAAAAAGAACUCGAAGAUCUUUAAAGAAUUAUUCAUGUGCUGAACGUAACCUGGUGUUUUACGCUAAAGGAGAUCUCAGCUUGCACAAGAAAUUUCAUGAACAGUUUGAGGCUAAUGGUUAUAGAGAUCAGAGCAAGAAAUACCACAAAAUAGGCAAAGCUGAGAGUGAUUCUCAGGGCCACGUUUCUCUCUUUGGUAGAGAAAAUGAUUGUCUCAGUGGGGCAAUGCUGGCUUCAGAAGUAGACUGUGAGCAAGCAGGUGAUGUGCAGGGCAAUAAAAAAAUGUGCUCUGGAAAGAAAUUCCCUGAAAACAGUCUUGGAAGCAACAGCCUGGCUAUUACUGGGAAUAGAUCAGAAGUCACUCGGACUUCACACAAAAUGGAUGCUGUCCUUUACAAAGAGGAACCUCUCUUCAAAUCAGAGGCCUCUCAUUCACAAGUGCAAGAUGACAGUGCAUACCAUACCUUUGUGGAAAACUCAAAGGAUUCAUGUUCUUCCACUUCAAAUACAUUCAGAACAUACAUGUGCCAACACUGCAGUUAUGCUACUGAUGUUCAGAACAACUUCAGGCUGCACCUAAAGAUACAUACAGAUGAAAGACCAUUUGUAUGUAAAGAUUGCAAUAAGACAUUUAAAACAUCCAACCGUUUGCAGAAACACAGCCUCCUUCAUGUAAAGAAUGAACAGAAGUUGGGCAGUUGCCUCUAUGUAGAGAAGUGUUUGGAAAAUCUUGAAUUGCAUCGUGAAAUUCAUGGAGGCACGUGUCCAGAAAGGGAUUUUGGUUCCUCAGAAGGUUCAAACAGCUCCUUGCUUGGUUCAAAAGUCUUUGGAGUACGGCCAGAUGUUCAGAGGGACAGCAAAAACGAUUUGCUAGCACAAAGUCAGCCAUCAUUCUACCAGUGUGCAGAGUGCAGGUACAAUACUUACAGUUUAAGCAACCUUGAACUCCACAUAAGAACUCACACGGGUGAGAAACCUUACAGCUGCACUGUUUGCCAGAUGAAGUUUCGUACUUCCAGCCACCUGAAGAGACACAGAGUGACACAUUUUAACACAGAGCAUUUCAAGUGCAGGAACUGUGACUACUCCACAAACCAAUGGCUGGCCCUGAAACGUCACCUGGCUUCGCACUCCGGCGAGGGAAGCUCAUCGCUGGGCACAGCUCACCUCUGCGAGCACAAGGAGCUCCCUGUGAAAACGUACCGGUGUGAGGAGUGUGGCUAUUGCACGGCCCACAACGGGAACAUGAAGCCCCACCUGCGGAUCCACACCGGGGAGAAGCCGUUCCAGUGUGGGCAGUGUGCCCUGGCCUUCCGCACCUCCAGCCACCUCAAGCGCCACCUGCUGACUCACUCGAGGCUGCGCUGCAGGAGGUGUAAAUACUCCACGCUGGAUAAAGGGGCUUUCCAAAAGCACAUAAAAACACACCGAAAAAAGUACACCUGCGAGAGGUGUAAUGUGGCACUGCCUACCCAGAAACUGCUGGAAAAGCACAAGAGGCAGCACAAGGAUGGGAUAUAAGGUUGGGAGUUGGCACUUGGUUCUAGAGUGGUUUGUGUGUUCAGAACAAGGGCUGGUAAGGGAUACAUCCAGCAUUUUGGUCCAGAGAGUGAAACUUGGAGUACUGGUUUGCUCCAGGUUUUUCAGAGAGGUUCAGUUCUAGCACAGGCUGUGCUAAAGAUCUUGGAGACACUUCUUCAUGCCUGAGUAACUGCUUAAUACCAUGAGUCCUGUUAGGAUUUGGCCAUCACUUUAAACAGUUACUCUGUGCCACUUAUUUUCUUGUAAAAAAUUAAUAAAAAUCUCUUUUCUAACUGAAAGAAUGCUUAAAGGGAGGGAAAGAAGUACAUGUUAUAU
This is a messenger RNA of Lepidothrix coronata (blue-crowned manakin), 3448 nucleotides long. RefSeq names its product zinc finger protein 420-like. NCBI's taxonomy places the organism in Eukaryota, Metazoa, Chordata, Aves, Passeriformes, Pipridae. The transcript is spliced from 4 exons. Gene Ontology annotation, molecular function: RNA polymerase II cis-regulatory region sequence-specific DNA binding; DNA-binding transcription factor activity, RNA polymerase II-specific. Gene Ontology annotation, biological process: regulation of DNA-templated transcription. The record is from RefSeq and is a predicted model, not a curated record. Bases 101 to 3112 code for a protein of 1003 amino acids.